Aspergillus calidoustus is the source of this 768-nucleotide messenger RNA. The record is from the annotation of a GenBank genome assembly. Lineage: Eukaryota; Fungi; Ascomycota; Eurotiomycetes; Eurotiales; Aspergillaceae.
AUGAAACUAACAACCCACCUCCCAACAUCAACCCGCACCAGCCUUCAACGCGCAACAACGCACCACUUUCUCCGUCUUGCCGGAGCCGGCCAAGUCCCCAAGCCCCUGCUAUCGCAAUGGCUCUCACAAGACCGUCUCUACGCACAGUCCUACGUCCGAUUCAUUGGCGGCCUCCUCGCGAAGAUCCAGCUACCCCGAACACCCUCCGAUCCGUCAAACCCAUCUAUCCACGAGAGGAUCCUGACCGUCCUCAUCGAUGCGAUUACGAACAUACAGACCGAAUUGGGCUUCUUUGAGAAGAGCGCAGAUGAGUUUGGAUUGGAAUUGAAUGCCCCGCUCGCCGAGGCUGGGAAAGAAGGCGAAGACGCACCGGGGAAAUUCACCACAGCCCCAAUAACGCAAUCCUACAUUGACAUGUUCAUGUCCGCCUCCAGUCCCGGGACAAGUCUCCUCGAGGGCCUUGUGGUCCUCUGGGCGACGGAGACUUGCUAUUUGCGCGCCUGGAGGUUUGCGGCUAGUUUCCAAGUGGGAAGUGAGAAACGGGAUGGGAGAGCAGAUGCAGAUGGGGGUGCGCUGAGGACGAGGUUUAUCCCAAACUGGAGCAGUCAAGAGUUUGAGGCCUUUGUUGAUCGCAUUGGAACUGUGCUUGAUGAGUUUGCGCAAGGGGAGUUGGGAAAUCUUGGUGAGGAUGCGCUUGCGAAGUGUGAGAGGUGGUGGGGGCAGGUUGUCUGGUUGGAGGAGAGGUUCUGGCCCGAUGUUAGCGAGUAG